AUGCACGGAGCCGGUGGCCGUGUUGGGUGUAGGGCGGGCGUGCAGCAGCGCCGCGUGCGAGAUGUGCGCGUGUACGCAGGAGACUUCGAGGAGGAGGCGGAGAAGGCGUUCCGGGAGUGGAGCGGGAGCGCCCUGUACUCGCCGGAGAUGCAAGAGACCAUGAUGGGCAUGCAGAAGGAGUUUCGCAUGAUGUCACAGAUGGUAGAGGGCUUCCCGCGGUACGACCCGGCGGGCAAGAAGAUGGCGGUCGCGGAGAUGCGCAAGAUCGCGGACCGCUUUGACAACGUCAUCACGCGCCUCCGCCUGCUGGCGAUGGAGGACAAGGGCGCCGCGAAGAUCAAGGCCUCGCUCGACAGCCUCCUCAACAACACGCCCUUCACUGCCUCCGAGAGCAUGGAGGAGAUCUUCUCGGAGGUGGAGCAGCUCGUCGAGAAGGAGGCAUUACUGCCACCCGGCGACGCAACCGCCAAACAGUACGCCGCCAAGCAGGAGAUGCUACUCGAGCCGUUCAAGAGGAGCAACCCUAGCAUGGUGAGCCCGGAGAUGAUGGAGGAGGUCGUGAUGGAGGUGGCGCGGACGGACCCGUCCCUCGCGACGGUCAUGAUGGACCCGGAGUUUUUGAAGAAGGCCGUUAUGUGCAUGGUGGAGCCGCAGGUGCGGGUGCGGUACGCGGACGACCCGCAGGUGAUGAAGAUGGUCGAGAUCUGGGACCGCGUCAAGGCGCGCAAGGGCGGCGGCGCGUGA
Pedinophyceae sp. YPF-701 is the source of this 744-nucleotide messenger RNA. NCBI's taxonomy places the organism in Eukaryota, Viridiplantae, Chlorophyta, Pedinophyceae. The record is from the annotation of a GenBank genome assembly.